Molecule: messenger RNA, 3612 nt
Organism: Closterium sp. Naga37s-1
Lineage: Eukaryota; Viridiplantae; Streptophyta; Zygnematophyceae; Desmidiales; Closteriaceae
Source: the annotation of a GenBank genome assembly
AUGGUACCUGCACUACAGGCGCGCAUAGCGACCAGACUGACGCGCAUUACGUAUAGUUCCAUCACCCUGCCCCAUUCUCCCGCUUUCCAUCACCCCGCCCCAUUCUCCCUCUUUCCAUCAACCCGCCCCAUUCUCCCUCUUUCCAUCACCCCGCCCCAUUCUCCCGCUUUCCAUCACCCCGCCCCAUUCUCUCUCUUUCCAUCACCCCGCCCCAUUCUCCCGCUUUCCAUCUCCCCGCCCCAUUCUCCCUCUUUCCAUCACCCCGCCCCAUUCUCCCUCUUUCCAUCACCCCGCCCCAUUCUCCCGCUUUCCAUCACCCCGCCCCAUUCUCCCGCUUUCCAUCACCCCGCCCCAUUCUCCCGCUUUCCAUCACCCCGCCCCAUUCUCCCGCUUUCCAUCACCCUGCCCCAUAAUCCCGAUUUCCAUCACCCCGCCCCAUUCUCCCGCUUUCCAUCACCCCGCCCCAUUCUCCCGCAUUCCAUCACCCCGCCCCAUUCUCCCGUUUUCCAUCACCCUGCCCCAUUCUCCCGCUUUCCAUCACCCCGCCCCAUUCUCCCUCCUUCCAUCACCCCGCCCCAUUCUCCCGCUUUCCAUCACCCCACCCAAUUCUCCCGCUUUCAAUCACCCUGCCCCAUUCUCCCGCUUUCCAUCGCCCCGCCCCAUUCUCCCUCCUUCCAUCACCCCGCCCCAUUCUCCCUCCUUCCAUCACCCCGCCCCAUUCUCCCGCUUUCCAUCACCCCGCCCCAUUCUCCCGCUUUCCAUCACCCCGCCCCAUUCUCCCGCUUUCCAUCACCCCGCCCCAUUCUCCCCCUCCCGCCCCAUACUCCUGCUUUCCAUCACCCCGCCCCAUUCUCCCGCUUCCUCUCACCCCGCCCCAUUCUCCCGCUUUCCAUCACCCAGCCCCAUUCUCCCGCUUUCCAUCACCCCGCCCCAUUCUCCCGCUUUCCACCACCCCGCCCCAUUCUCCCGCUUUCCAUCACCCCACCCCAUUCUCCCGCUUUCCAUCACCCCGCCCCAUUCUCCCUCCUUCCAUCACCUCGCCCCAUUCACCCGCUUGCCAUCACCCCGCCCCAUUCUCCCGCUUUCCAUCACCCCGCCCCAUUCUCCCUCCUUCCAUCACCCCGCCCCAUUCUCCCUCCUUCCAUCACCGCGCCCCAUUCUUCCUCCUUCCAUCACCCCGCCCCAUUCUCCCGCUUUCCAUCACCCCGCCCCAUUUUCCCGCCUUCCAUCACCCCGCCACAUUCUCCCGCUUUCCAUCACUCCGCCCCAUUCUACCGCUCCCGCCCCAUACUCCCGCUUUCCAUCACCCCGCCCCAUUCUCCCGCUUCCUCUCACCCCGCCCCAUUCUCCCGCUUUCCAUCAACCCGCCCCAUUCUCCCGCUUUCCAUCACCCUGCCUCAUUCUCCCGCUUUCCAUCACCCCGCCCCAUUCUCCCGCUUUCCAUCACCCCGCCCCAUUCUCCCGCUUUCCAUCACCCCGCCCCAUUCUCCCUACUUCCAUCACCCCGCCCCAUUCACCCGCUUGCCAUCACCCCGCCCCAUUCUCCCGCUUUCCAUCACCCUGCCCCAUUCUCCCUCCUUCCAUCACCCCGCCCCAUUCUCCCUCCUUCCAUCACCCCGCCCCAUUCUCCCUCCUUCCAUCACCCCGCCCCAUUCUCCCGCUUUCCAUCACCCCGCCCCAUUCUUCCGCUUUCCAUCACCCCGCCCCAUUCUACCGCUUUCCAUCACCCCGCCCCAUUCUCCCGCUAUCCAUCACCUCGCCCCAUUCUCCCGCUUUCCAUCACCCCGUCCCAUUCUCCCGCUUUCCAUCACCCCGCCCCAUUCUCCCGCUUUCCAUCACCCUGCCCCAUUCUCCCGCAUUCCAUCACCCCGCCCCAUUCUCCCGCUUUCCAUCACCCCGCCCCAUUCUCCCGCUUUCCAUCACCCCGCCCCAUUCUCCCGCUUUCCAUCACCCCGCCCGAUUCUCCCGCUUUCCAUCACCCCGCCCCAUUCUACCGCUUUCCAUCAGCCCGCCCCAUUCUCCCGCUUUCCAUCACCCCGCCCCAUUCUCCCGCUUUCCAUCACCCCGCCCCAUUCUCCCGCUUUCCAUCACCCCGCCCCAUUCUCCCGCUUUCCAUCACCCCGCCCCAUUCUCCCUCCUUCCAUCACCCCGCCCCAUGCUCCCUCCUUCCAUCACCCCGCCCCAUUCUCCCGUUUUCCAUCACCCCGCCCAAUUCUCCCGCUUUCCAUCACCCCGCCCCAUUCUCCCGCUUUCAAUCGCCUCGCCCCAUUCUCCCUCCUUCCAUCACCCCGCCCCAUUCUCCCUCCUUCCAUCACCCCGCCCCAUUCUCCUGCUUUCCAUCACCCCGCCCCAUUCUCCCGCUUUCCAUCACCCCGCCCCAUUCUCCUGCUUUCCAUCACCCCGCCCCAUUCUCCCGCUCCCGCCCCAUACUCCCGCCUUCCAUCACCCCGCCCCAUUCUCCCGCUUCCUCUCACCCCGCCCCAUUCUCCCGCUUUCCAUCACCCCGCCCCAUUCUCCCGGUUUCCAUCACCCCGCCCAAUUCUCCCGCUUUCCAUGACCCCGCCCCAUUCUCCCGCUUUCCAUCACCCCGCCCCAUUCUCCCGCUUUCCAUCACCCCGCCCCAUUCUCCCGCUUUCCAUCACCCCGCCCGAUUCUCCCGCUUUCCAUCACCCCGCCCCAUUCUACCGCUUUCCAUCAGCCCGCCCCAUUCUCCCGCUUUCCAUCACCCCGCCCCAUUCUCCCGCUUUCCAUCACCCCGCCCCAUUCUCCCGCUUUCCAUCACCCCGCCCCAUUCUCCCGCUUUCCAUCACCCCGCCCCAUUCUCCCUCCUUCCAUCACCCCGCCCCAUGCUCCCUCCUUCCAUCACCCCGCCCCAUUCUCCCGUUUUCCAUCACCCCGCCCAAUUCUCCCGCUUUCCAUCACCCCGCCCCAUUCUCCCGCUUUCAAUCGCCUCGCCCCAUUCUCCCUCCUUCCAUCACCCCGCCCCAUUCUCCCUCCUUCCAUCACCCCGCCCCAUUCUCCUGCUUUCCAUCACCCCGCCCCAUUCUCCCGCUUUCCAUCACCCCGCCCCAUUCUCCUGCUUUCCAUCACCCCGCCCCAUUCUCCCGCUCCCGCCCCAUACUCCCGCCUUCCAUCACCCCGCCCCAUUCUCCCGCUUCCUCUCACCCCGCCCCAUUCUCCCGCUUUCCAUCACCCCGCCCCAUUCUCCCGGUUUCCAUCACCCCGCCCCAUUCUCCCGCUUUCCAUGACCCCGCCCCAUUCUCCCGCUUUCCAUCACCCCGCCCCAUUCUCCCUCCUUCCACCACCCCGCCCCAUUCACCCGCUUUCCAUCACCCCGCCCCAUUCUUCCGCUUUCCAUCACCCCGCCCCAUUCUCCCUCCUUCCAUCACCCCGCCCCAUUCUCCCGCUUUCCAUCACCCCGCCCCAUUCUCCCGCUUUCCACCACCCCGCCCCAUUCUCCUACUUUCCAUCACCCCGCCCCAUUCUCCCGCUUUCCAUCACCCCGCCCCAUUCUCCCGCUUUCUAUCAUCCCGCUCCAUUCUCCCGCUUUCCAUCACCCCGCCCCAUUCUCCCUCCUUCCAUCACCCCGCCCCAUUCUCCCUCCUUCCAUAA